Molecule: messenger RNA, 642 nt
Organism: Fusarium redolens
Lineage: Eukaryota; Fungi; Ascomycota; Sordariomycetes; Hypocreales; Nectriaceae
Product: P-loop containing nucleoside triphosphate hydrolase protein
Exons: 2
Coding region: 1-642 (213 amino acids)
Biological process (GO): protein localization to organelle; Golgi to plasma membrane protein transport; intracellular protein transport
Cellular component (GO): Golgi apparatus
Molecular function (GO): GTPase activity; GTP binding
Source: RefSeq, a predicted model, not a curated record
AUGUAUCACCUCGCCAAAGGCAUUUACCUCUAUGCGACCAGCAAAGAAGAAUACUCCGUGAUUCUUCUAGGUCUUGACAAUGCCGGCAAAACUACCUUUCACGAACAAGUCAAAUCCAUGUUCCUACCAAAUAGACCCGACCCGAAGCUCAAGACAGUACCCACCGUAGGCCAGAACGUCUCGACGAUACCCCUACAAGACAUGUACCUCAAGCUUUGGGAUGUAGGCGGUCAGCACUCGCUCCGAAAGCUCUGGCAGAGCUACUAUGCAAGUUGUCACGCAAUAGUCUUUAUCAUCGACAGCACAGACAUUGGCGACGGAAACAUUGAGCAUGAAGAGAACGUUGGCAGACUGGAGGAGUGUCGGCUAGUCCUCGAGGACGUCCUACAACAUUCCGAAACUGAAGGAGUGCCACUCCUAAUUCUAGCAAACAAACAGGAUCGCGAGGAUUGUGUCGAGACAAUACGCAUCAAGGAGGGUCUGGUAAAGAAAGUCAUGGAGGGAGACAAGGGGUCCGCUGUCCGCGAUUCUCGUGUGCUGGCAAUGAGCGCUCUAACUGGUGAUGGAGUCCGAGAAGCUAUCGAGUGGGUAAGAACCAGAGUACAAUGGAACAAGGAGUCUCGACCGCCCGUGAUGCGGUAG